Molecule: messenger RNA, 3315 nt
Organism: Dromaius novaehollandiae (emu)
Lineage: Eukaryota; Metazoa; Chordata; Aves; Casuariiformes; Dromaiidae
Gene: TANGO6
Product: transport and golgi organization 6 homolog
Exons: 17
Coding region: 23-3184 (1053 amino acids)
Biological process (GO): protein secretion
Source: RefSeq, a predicted model, not a curated record
CCCCUCGGCCGCGGCGCCCAAGAUGGCGGCGGGCGCGCCGCCGCAGCACGGCGACAUGGCGGCGGGCGUGGAGGUGGAGCGGGUGGUGGAGGCGCUGGAGCUGCUGCUGCGGCAGCCCGCGGGGGCCGGUGAGCGGGGCGACGGCGGCGACGACGACAGCUGGGCGCCGGAGACGCUGCGCGGCAACGUGGCGGCGCUGGAGGAGCGGCUGCGGCGGGAGCCGGGCUGGGCGGCGCUGCGCGGCCUGCGCGCCGCCGUGCUGGCCGGGGCGCCGGGGCUGGGCGCCGCCGAGCCCGCCGCCGAGCCGCGUUGGGCCGCCGCCGCCGCCGCGCUGGCGCUGCUGCUGUGCCUGCGGGAGCGGCUGGCGCAGCCGCCCGCCGCCGCCGCCGCCCGCCGCCCCGGGGCCGCGCCGCCGCCCGCCGCCGACACGCUGAGCGCGGCGCAGGCGCGGGCGGUGCGGCGGGCGCUGCGCGCCGCCGUGGCGCUGGGGCUGGGGCCCUGGCUGCCGCCGGGCGCGGGGACCCGCCGCCACGGCCCGCGCCUCCUGGCCGCCGCCGCCGCCCUGGCCCGCCUGGCGACGCACCCGGCGCUGGGCGCCCCGCUGCUCGCCCGCCACCUCGGCCCGCUGCUCGCCGCCCUCUGCCUGCUGGGCCACGGCCCCCCCGAGCACACCCAGGGCGUUUCGGAGGAGGAGCGAGCCCAGUGCAGGGAGGCCUUGCGGCACGUCCUGGAUCGCGUCUACCAGCCCCUGGCCGUGCAGGAGCUGCUCAUCCUCCAGGGCGGAUCCAAGCAGAGAUCGGCCUCUCCUGGGGAAGACACAAAGCCGGCCCUCGCGCAGGCUCCGGCGUGGCUGCGGCGCCUUUGUGGUCAGCUGCUCUCAGAAAGGCUGCUGAGACCCAACGGGGUCCAGGCGGUGGUUCGGGGCAUCAUGGAGGGGACAGGCGCAGGUGGCACCGGUGCUGAAGCAGCAGCCGUGGACUGGAGGAAAUGUGAUGCGGUUGCAAAGAUCCUGGCCGCCUGCCCUCAGCAGUGUCUUUCCCUCGAGGAUUACUACAAACUCGUGUGCCCCCAGAUCCUGGAUUUGCUGCACAUCCAGGAUAAAGUGACAGCGCGCCAGUUCCAGAGAGUCGCCACCACUACGCUUCUCACCAUGGCGAAAGGGCACCCUCAGCUGGCAGAGAAAUACCUGCUUCAGCCCAUGUUGGCACCGCUUCUCCGAUGCUCCGAUGCUGCAGAGAUAGCAGUGGAAGAUUUAUCAGCAGGGACUGUGCUGGUGGAAGAGGCAGAGCUCAGCAGCUGUGUGGAAGAUGUGUUCAAGGUGUAUGUGGUUGGAAACGACAGCUCUAGCCUGCUGCUGGGAUCCCUACAGUCAGUCCUGGGAGUGGUUUUCUCCCUCUAUUCCUUCACCAAGCAGAAUGUGUCCUACUUACGCUCGCCGUGCCGGGAGAUCUUACUGUGGUUCCUGGAGAAGGCAGAGCGAGCGGUGUCGCUGCCUGUGCUGGAGGGGCUUGCGGGGCUGGAGAGCAGCGUGCGCCUCCUCCACCCGCGGUGCCAGCUCCGCGUGGGCAGCCAGGGCGGUGCUGUGGUUGCCGUGGAGGAGACCAUCAGUGACGAAGAUGAGGCCCUUUACCAGAAGGUUUCCUCGGAGCAGCGGCAUAUGGAGAGCUUGGCGGAGCUCUUGUCGCACUGCCAGAAGAGCGGUCUAGCCGGAGACUUCUUCAUCCGCUGCCUGAAGGCGCUGACUCACGUGGCCGCGGAGGACGAGGCGGCUUCGCGCGCCGCUCGCCCGUCUGCAGAGAGUCUGCUGGAGCCGGAGCAGCAUCACGCGGGGCCGCGGAGGCAGCUGCUCGUCCUGCAGCUCGUGGCCGUGCUCUGCGAGAGCGUCUCGGACACCGUGUUCACGGACGUCGCUCAGGUGGUGGACUUCGUGGCGGCGACGCUGCAGCGGGCGUGCGUGGGCCUGGCGCGGGGUGCCGGCGGCGCGGUGGAGGCGCAGACGCUGAGCAUGGCCAUGGGGCUGGUGGCGGCCGUGCUCGGUGGCGCCGUGCAGCUGAGCUCGAGCGACUUUGCGGUGCUGCAGCGGCUGGUGCCGGUGCUGGAGGAGGUCUCCUGCGCCCACCCCGAGCCCCUCAUCCAGGAGCUGGCCGCGGACCUGCGCAUCGCCAUCUGCACCCGCGGGGCCUUCGCCGCCGGCACGGUGGGCGCCGCGGCCGAGCACGUGCUGGGGCGGCGGCCGGGGCCGAGCAGGACGAGCGGCGCGGGGGCCGCUGGCGGAGCCCCCCACCCGAGCACCGCGAGCGGCAGCCCCUCGGCCAGCUCGGCUCCCGAAGAGCGGAGCGCGCCCAGGGAGCCCCGUGCCGCCGAUCCGGCGCCGGCGCAGCGCUCCGACGGCCCGGCUGCCGCUCCGCUCCCGGAGCUCCUCCUAGCCGCCUACGACCCCCAGGUCCCCGCGCGGGCAGCGGCUCUGCGCACUCUCUGCAGCCUGAUAAAGCAGCGGGAUCCCGAGGCGCUUCGGAUGCAGGAGAAGCUCCUCCAGGUUUUCCUGGAGAACUUGCAGCACGAGGACUCCUUCGUCUACCUCUCUGCCAUUCAAGGUGCUGCCCUGCUGUCCAACGAGUACCCGGAGCAAAUCCUGCCGGCGCUGCUGGCGCGGUACGGGAGCCCGGCGCAGGGCGCGGCGGAGCCCGCGGCGACCCGCAUGAAGCUGGGCGAAGUGCUGAUGCGCGUGACGCGGGCGCUGGGGGACAUGGUCUUCAAGCACCGGGACGCCCUGAUCCACGCCUUCCUGCGGGGCUCGCGAGACCCCGACAGCACGCUGCGCGCCAGCAGCCUCUCCAACCUGGGCGAGCUCUGCCAGCGGCUCGGCUUCCAGCUGGGCGCCGUGGUCCACGAGGUGACCUCCUGCCUGACAGCCAUCGCCAAGACCGACCCCGAGGCGGAGGUGCGGAGAGCUGCCGUGCACGUCGUGGCGGUGCUGCUGCGGGGGCUCAGCGAGAAAGCCACCGAGGUGCUGCGGGACGCGCUGCGGGACCUGUACCGGCUGCUGAAGCACGUGGCGGCGGCGGAGACCGACGGCGCGGCGGUGCUGCACGCCCAGCUGGCGCUGCAGGAGCUCGGCGAGGCCGUGCGGAGGGAGCUCUGCCCGCCGCAGACCCUGCAGAAGCGCAUCGUGGUGCUGCCCUAGCGGGACGGGGGCCGGAGACCAGAGACCGGCGGCUGCUGGACGCGGCCCCGCCGCCCUGCAGGGCCCGUCGGCUCUGCAUCCAGGCUGCGCUCGGCAGCGGAGCCCCAGCUGCAUUAAAAAGAAAAGCCCCA